This is a messenger RNA of Cyprinus carpio (common carp), 2755 nucleotides long. RefSeq names its product nucleolin-like. Gene Ontology annotation, molecular function: RNA binding; protein binding; metal ion binding. The record is from RefSeq and is a predicted model, not a curated record. The transcript has 18 exons. NCBI's taxonomy places the organism in Eukaryota, Metazoa, Chordata, Actinopteri, Cypriniformes, Cyprinidae. The coding region runs from base 153 to 2045 and encodes 630 amino acids.
GUGUGAGCGCGCACUGUGUGUGUGUUUGUAUAGGUGGGGAGGAAUCUCGAGCGCUACGAUAGGAAGGAAUGUUAAAUCAAUUGGAGUUACUUAAGUAUUUUAUAAUUUAGAAUAACUUAGUUUCAUAUAUAUAUAAAAGUAUAUUCGCUAAAAUGUCAAGAAAGAACACCAUAGGACCAGAGUACUUCCGGCUGCGUGAUGAUGAGCGCCUCAUGCGGACUCACGAGACAAUGGUCGAUUUUAUCAAGGAUAGAUCUGCAAACCGCAGUUUCUUGGAUGCCUUAAGUUUUGGUUAUGGGUUUGUUCCGGAAUUGGACCGCUUUGCAGCUCAGUUUACAGGGUAUGAAGGUUCAUCUAAUGAGGAUUCUUAUGAUUAUGAUUAUGACGACAACAAGUAUGCCAUCGUUAUAAACAAUAGAAACUAUUCUCACAACUUCCUUGAAAGAGGUCUGCCAAAACCAUCCAAACACACAUCAGCUGAGGAAGCAGAAAGAAAUGCAAAAGAGUUAGUGGAUGAAGAAGAAAAACUUAAGAAAAAGGCAGAGAAGAAAAAACAGAAAAAGAUGAGACAGAAGGAGAGACGUCGGCUGGAAAAAUUAGAGAAGGAGAAUGCAAAUAAAGAAAAAAAUAAACCGGCACAAGUUGACCCAGGACCAGAAAAGAUUAAACAUGCAGAUAAAGAUGAAAAUAAAGUUAAAAACAAAAAUUGUACAUCUGUGCCUCCUGGUCCUCGGCGCCCCUCAGCACCUGUGCAGAGCAGUGAUAGCAGUAAUGAAGAUGACGAAGACGAUGAAGAGGAAGACUCCGCUAUGGAUCCAGAGGAGCUUGACAUGAAUAGCUGCUUUGUGUCAAAUGCAGCCUCUAUUGCCAAACGCAAACUUGAACAAAAACCCAGAAAUGACAAGAAACAUGCUCAAGCAAACUCAAACAAAUCGUGUGGGUCUGAGGAGAAAGAAAGCACUCUGCCACAAAAACAGAUUGAUAACAAGGAGGUGCAGAAGUCAGAGGAGACAGUCAAUGCAAAUUACUUUAUUACAAGAAGCGUGGAGCUGGCAGUUAUAGGUAAUGAGUAUGCCGCCUCAGGACACCUGGAAAUGGCUGUGAAAUAUUUUACAGAUGCUAUAAAACAUAACCCUAAAGAGUAUAAGUUAUUUGGAAAUCGCUCUUACUGCUAUGAAAAGAUGCUGCAGUAUGAGAAAGCUUUAAAUGAUGCUGAUAUUGCUCUUUCUAUGAACCCCAAAUGGAUUAAAGGGCUUUACAGAAAAGGCAAAGCGCUUGUUGGGCUGAAGAGAUACUAUGAAGCCAGAGUUACAUAUAAUGAAGUGUUAAAACUGGACAGCACAUGUAAGGACGCAGCUGAGGAGAUGAUGAGGGUGCAGCUCAUGCAGCUUAUGGUAAUGGGAUUCACUAAAGAGCAGAGUUCAAACGCCCUUAUUCUUCAUGGUACUGUAGAAAAAGCCUUAGAAAGUCUCUCUGGGCUGUCAGGUCUAAACCCUGUCCUAGUGCCCGGAGAACGCGAGUUUAUGUCUGUAGAGCAAAACGCACAACCUCCAGCUAAAUUCCCCCUCACACCUCUUCCUCAGAAUCAGCCUCGACCCAGUAUGCCAACCGCUGCUCCAGUUCAUCAUCAUCAUCAUCCUCCAGAGCUUUUUCCCAUCUGGGUCGGAAAUCUGGUGCCUUCUAUAACAGGGCAAAAGCUUUAUGACUUAUUCAGUUCUGUUGGGCAUGUCCAUAGUGUAAGAGUGUUACAGAUGAGACACUGUGCAUUUGUUAACUUCACCACGAAGGAGGACUGUGAGAAAGCCAUAAAUUAUUUACAUGGUUAUGCCAUUGAUGGGACACCACUAGUGGUGCGUUAUCCAGAUAGGAUUCACACACAUCUUGGAGUGUCCAGAGGUGCAUCUACAGAGUCCUCAGGGAAGAAUGGCAAACAGCCUGAUGAAUGUUAUUUUUGGAGGACAAUUGGCUGCAUUAAGAAUGAUCGCUGCAGUUACAAGCAUAUACCAGAAAACAAGGGCAUUGACCGAAAUAAAUCACACCCCUGAUUCCCAGCACGCAGACAGGGAUUUAACCAUCUUAAUCACUGUAAUUAGUUGGAUACACAGUAAGAAUUUCACAUGCAUAAAACAGCAGCUUGGGACUUUGGUGUUUGAUUUGUCAUUCAUCUAAGUGUUUUCUAAUUUCGGUUUUAAAAUGGUCUUAAUCUCAGUCUGUAUACAAGUUGAAGAGAGUUUUGAUUUUGGACAACAGGUAUGAUGGCUGCUUUUGAAUAAACUUUUUUUUUUUUGGUCCCACAGAAUGAUACAUUCCAUUUUACUAAGUCAUUUAUUGGUUUUAAUGUUUUUCAAGACAGUGACUUGAAGGUUUAUAUUUAAGGCUGUCAAAAGUUUUUCAUGAAUGGUCAUUGCAGAUGUUUUUUUUUUUUUUUUUUAAACUAUUGAAAAAUAUUUGCCUUCUGACACUACUAUCUGAGGGAUUUUAAACCAUAAGUAUUGUUACAUUGAGAAGUUUUAUUUGGAAUUAUCUGCAGGUUUUAACCUGCUUCUGUAAAUGCUGAAAUGUCACAAGUUAAAAAAAAAAUGUAAUGUCAAUACCCCUGAUGUCCUGUGCCACUUCUGCUGUAGAGAUGAUCUGCAGUAGACUGUAUUAUACCAUCUUAAGGAAAAAAGUCAUUUUUGAUGUAAUUGAUAUACCUGUAAAGCAAUGCAGAAAGACUCUCUAUUACAAUAAAAGGUGCCCUGAAAAAUGGUGAAAA